This is a messenger RNA of Arvicola amphibius (Eurasian water vole), 984 nucleotides long. It is a transcript of the gene Mgarp, whose product is annotated as mitochondria localized glutamic acid rich protein. The transcript is spliced from 4 exons. Gene Ontology annotation, biological process: anterograde axonal transport. The record is from RefSeq and is a predicted model, not a curated record. Gene Ontology annotation, cellular component: mitochondrial outer membrane; mitochondrion. The coding region runs from base 1 to 984 and encodes 327 amino acids. NCBI's taxonomy places the organism in Eukaryota, Metazoa, Chordata, Mammalia, Rodentia, Cricetidae.
AUGUAUCUCCGAAGGGCUGUGUCUAAGACUCUGGCGCUGCCCCGGAGGGCGCCCUCCGGACCUGUGCCACUGGGGAAAGACGCAUCUCUUCGCCGAAUGUCAUCCAGAAAACUCCCUGGAACGUCUGGGUCCAAUAUGAUUUAUUACCUGGUUGUAGGUGUGACCGUCAGUGCUGGUGGAUAUUACACUUACAAGGCUAUCACAUCAAAGCAAGGCAGACAUACAGAACGCGUAAGGGACGUGAAAGACCAAACAAAAGCAGAGUCACAGCCACUUCCAGGCAAAAAGGAGCAUGCGGCAGAAGCUGGGGCCGGAGAAAUUUCUGUAAAGGAAACUGAAUUGGUGCAUGCUGAGGAAGUGACCAAGGCUGCAGCAGGGCCUCCAGAAGGGUCUCCGACCUCCCCGGUCCCUGCAGAGGCUGCGCUAGAGGAGACAUCCACACUGAGAGAGGAACCUGAUCUGAAGAUAACCGAGGCUUCUCCGGGGGAGACCACCGAGGGAGUCCCUGAACCCACUGCGGAGGUGGACAGCGCGGCUCCUGAACCCACAGAAGAGGGGGAGAGCGCGGCUCCUGAACCCACAGAAGAGGUGGAGAGCGCAGCUCCUGAACCCACAGCAGAGGUGGAGAGCGCGGCUCCUGAAUCCUCUGCAGAGGUGGACAGCGCGGCUCCUGAACCCACAGAAGAGGGGGAGAGCGCGGCUCCUGAACCCACAGCAGAGGUGGAGAGCGCGGCUCCCGAAUCCUCUGCAGAGGGGGAGAGCGCGGCUCCUGAACCCACGGAAGAGGCGGAGAGCGCAGCUGCGGACCAGGCUGACGGGGCUUGUACCAGAGAGGAGGGUGAGGGUACUGCUGGGAACCGGAGCUGCCAGGAGAGUGCUGAACUAGAAGAAAGCCCUCCCUUAGGCUCAGAGCCCUCUGCCCAGCAGGAUUCACAAGAAGGAACCACCGAGGUCACUGCAGAAGGAGCCUCACCCCAAGGCUGA